AUGGCCGGCCGAUUCGUGAGGGCUUCCAAGUACCGUCAUGUAUUUGGAAAGCCCACGAGAAAGGAGUUUUGCUACGAUAACCUGCACAUUAGUCGUAAUGCGUGGGAUACCAACCUUGUAAAGGUUAACCCCGAGUAUUUGUCCGUCAAUUGGGAUUCUUCCGGCGGUGGUGCCUUUGCCGUGAUCCCCCUGAACGAGAGGGGCAAGCUGCCCGACCAGAUUCCUCUUUUCCGGGGACACACGGCUACUGUUUUGGACACGGACUGGAACCCGUUCAACGAUCGUAUUAUCGCUUCCGGUUCUGAGGAUGGCAAGGUGUUUGUGUGGGAGGUCCCCAGAGACUUUACUCUGCAUACUGACGCCGAAGACAUUACUGAUGUGUCGCCUGUGGGCAAGCUCGCUGGUCACUCAAGGAAAGUCGGACAGGUGCUCUUCAACCCCGCCGCCGAGAAUAUCCUCGCCUCCGCCUCGGGCGACUUUACAAUCAAGAUUUGGGACGUUGGUACUGGCCAGGCUCCUCUCGCCCUGAAGCACAGCGACAUUGUUCAGAGUCUCUCGUGGAACGCCAGCGGUACCAUGCUCGUGACGACCUCUCGCGACAAGAAGAUUCGAGUAUGGGAUGUUCGCCAGGAGAAGCCGGUCCACGAGGCUGCUGGUCAUCGUGGCGCCAAGAACAGCAGAGCUGUUUGGAUGGGCGAGCACAACCGUUUUGCUACUACCGGUUUCUCGAGAAUGAGUGAGCGACAAAUUGGCCUGUGGGAACCGGGAAGGACGGAGCCGAUUGGCGGGUUCACUAUGCUGGAUUCCAUUUCUGGUGUUUGCAUGCCAUUCUGGGAUGAGGGAUCAAACUGCCUGUACCUUGCUGGCAAAGGUGAUGGCAACAUUCGCUACUACGAAUAUGAAAACGACAAGUUCGAAUUCCUCAGCGAAUACAAGUCUCCUGAUCCUCAGCGAGGCAUCGCUUUCUUGCCCAGACGUGGCAUCAAUGUCCACGAAAAUGAAAUUAUGCGAGCUUACAAGACCGUCAACGACAGCUACAUCGAGCCCAUUUCCUUCACCGUUCCGCGCCGCGCCGAAACCUUCCAGGCUGAUAUCUUCCCUCCCGCCGUUGGCACCAAGCCUGCUGUCGGCGCACAGGAGUGGCUCAGAGGCAAGACCGGGAUACCAGCCAAGAUUGACUUGGAGAGCAUCUACGAUGGCAGCGCUCCUAAGGAGGUGCCAUCUGAUUAUAAGCCCCCCGCUCAACCUAUUCCUGCUGCCGCUCCUGUUAAGAAGGAGGAGCCUAGGCAGGAAGCCCAGAAACCAGUACCUGUUUCUCGUGGUCCCCCGCCCACCAUGAACGACCAGAAGGCCUCCAUUUCUAACAUGGCCAACAAGUUCCAGGACACGGAAGGGGAUGAUCAGGAUGACCAAGACGAGACAUCCAGCUUCGAGGAAAUCUCACGACCAACGCAGCGAGCUGCUGGUCGAAACGACCCCAAGCCUCUGCCCGUUCCUAUCAAGACGCAGCCUGCCCCUGCUCCCGAACCAGCCAAGGUAGCACCUCCUCCCAAAACCCCCACCCCUACUACGGCUUCCACUGCUGCCGUACCACGCUCAUCCACGCCGUCUGUUGGCGUCGAAGCCUCCCUGGACCAGAUCAAGCAGUUGCUUGAGAACCAGGCCAAGAUUAUCACUGUCCAAAACGACAAGAUCACCCAGCUAGUAGGCGAAGUCGAGUCCUUGAAGAAAAAAGUCAACACUUCUGGAUCACAGGAUCAGAGUGAGCGCAUUAGACAACUAGAAUUGGAGCUUGAGGAGGCGCGGUCGUGA
Molecule: messenger RNA, 1812 nt
Organism: Metarhizium acridum CQMa 102
Lineage: Eukaryota; Fungi; Ascomycota; Sordariomycetes; Hypocreales; Clavicipitaceae
Gene: CRN1
Product: Coronin-like protein crn1
Biological process (GO): actin filament organization
Molecular function (GO): actin filament binding
Source: RefSeq, a predicted model, not a curated record